This is a messenger RNA of Aspergillus lentulus, 732 nucleotides long. RefSeq names its product UbiX family flavin prenyltransferase. Gene Ontology annotation, molecular function: carboxy-lyase activity. NCBI's taxonomy places the organism in Eukaryota, Fungi, Ascomycota, Eurotiomycetes, Eurotiales, Aspergillaceae. The record is from RefSeq and is a predicted model, not a curated record.
AUGUUUGCAUCACUGCUACCCUCCGGCGCCAAUACGCCCAAUUCUGGCCGCUACAGUCCUGAUCAUACCUCUGAUUCUCACUCUGCAUCACAUACAAUCCUCACACAGGAAACUUCCACAUCAAAUAAUGAGCACCUCAGGUUCCCAGCGAAAGGUCGACGGAAAAAAAUCGUCGUCGCAAUGACGGGUGCCACCGGCGCAAUUCUAGGCAUCAAAACACUCAUCGCCCUUCGCCGGCUCAACGUUGAAACACAUCUUAUCAUCAGCAAAUGGGCCGAGGCCACUAUCAAGUACGAGACGGAUUAUAGUCCUCGGAACGUCCGCGCAUUGGCAGACUAUGUGCACAACAUCAACGACAUGGCGGCACCAGUGUCGAGUGGCUCUUUCAAGACGGACGGGAUGGUAAUCGUGCCUUGCUCGAUGAAGACGCUUGCGGCAAUCAACUCUGGUUUCUGUGACGACUUGAUUUCCCGUACGGCAGACGUCAUGCUCAAGGAACGGAGGCGGCUGGUUCUCGUCACGCGCGAAACCCCGCUUAGCGAUAUCCAUCUUCGCAAUAUGCUUUCUGUCACGCAGAGUGGGGCGGUCAUUUUCCCUCCCGUGCCGGCUUUUUACAUCAAGGCUUCUAGUAUGGACGAGAUUGUUGAUCAAAGCGUUGGACGGAUGCUUGAUCUCUUUGAUCUUGAUACUGCUGAUUUUGAGAGGUGGGAAGGUUGGAAGAAGGAGUCAUAA